Cyphellophora europaea CBS 101466 is the source of this 396-nucleotide messenger RNA. RefSeq lists its product as uncharacterized. Gene Ontology annotation, biological process: spliceosomal snRNP assembly; RNA processing. NCBI's taxonomy places the organism in Eukaryota, Fungi, Ascomycota, Eurotiomycetes, Chaetothyriales, Cyphellophoraceae. The record is from RefSeq and is a predicted model, not a curated record. The coding region runs from base 1 to 396 and encodes 131 amino acids. Gene Ontology annotation, molecular function: RNA binding. The transcript has 2 exons. Gene Ontology annotation, cellular component: catalytic step 2 spliceosome; U4 snRNP; U12-type spliceosomal complex.
AUGAAGCUCGUCAGAUUUCUUAUGAAAUGCGCGAACGAGACCGUAACGAUUGAGCUCAAGAACGGCACCAUCGUCCAUGGCACCAUCACUUCAGUCACGCCGCAGAUGAAUACGGCUCUACGCGCCGUCAAGAUGACGGUCAAGAACAGAUUGCAACCGGGAGUGCCCAGCGAGACCAUCUCUCUCGAUACGAUCAACAUUCGUGGCUCAACCAUUAGAUACUACAUUCUACCGGACUCGCUACCACUCGACACACUCCUGAUCGAUGACCAACCGAAGCCGAAGAACAAGGCGCGGAAAGAGGGCGACCGGGGCGGGAGAGGUGGCGGCGGUGGUCGUGGCGGUCCGCGGGGACGUGGGCGGGGCAGAGGCCGCGGUAGAGGUAGGGGUUUUUAG